Molecule: messenger RNA, 924 nt
Organism: Labrus mixtus (cuckoo wrasse)
Lineage: Eukaryota; Metazoa; Chordata; Actinopteri; Labriformes; Labridae
Product: calpain-11-like
Exons: 10
Coding region: 1-765 (254 amino acids)
Molecular function (GO): calcium ion binding
Source: RefSeq, a predicted model, not a curated record
AUGAAACAGACACAGUCUUACACCUACAACAGGGAACUUGUUGAACAGCACAGCCUGGUGCCUGGAGAGUAUGUGAUCAUCCCCUCCACCAUGAAGCCCUACAUGGAUGCAGAGUUUGCUCUCUCCGUCUUCACUAAAUCCGAAGCUAAGCUCACUCCCCAUGAUGAACAUGAUGAUCAUGACCAUGAGGAAGAAGAAGCAGACAACCACAAAGAGGAGGAGAACUUGAUCCUUCCUGAGGUACCUGGAAAGAAAGAUGAGGAUACCAAGGAUUCUGUCCAUGCCCUUUUCAAGCGCUUUGCUGAUCAGAGAGGUGAGCUGAGUGCCUUUCAGCUCCGCAAAGUCCUGAAAGACCAAUUCCCUAAUGGAUCCAAAUGGGGCUUUGAGUAUGAAACCUGCAGGGGCCUGAUUGCCUUGGUGGAUGUUGACCGUAACAGGAGGAUGAGCAUCACUGAAUUCAGGGCCCUCUGGAAGAAGAUCACUGAAUACAAGAAACUCUUUGAUCGUGCAGAUUUGAAUAACAACGGAAGCCUGUCUGACUACGAGGUCCAGAAAGCAAUUCAGGCUUCAGGAUUGGAUAGCAACGAUGCGACGGUGAAGCUGUUUGUUUUCCGCUAUUCGGGCUAUUCCUCCACCGAUUUGGGUGCCUUCAUCAAUCUUAUGUUGCGCCUGGAGAAGAUGUCAAAUGUCUUCAAGGACAGAUCCUCAGAUGGAGUGAUCCACCUGACCUGGGAUGAGUGGUCCAGCAAUACCAUGUACAACUAAAGCCCGGCUGACACAGGAGCACAGGAGACCCAAAGACAAGAGAAGAAUCUUGCAACCAAACUUGAUGUCUUCCUGUGCACAACCUGUAAAGCAAAACUUAGACAAGUUUCUUUGAUCAAAUGAUCCAAGUGAAAUAAACGUCUACUAUCUGAACUAUGA